AUGGAGGUUUAUAUAGAUGACAUGCUGGUUAAAUCGCUCGAGGAGAAGGAUCACGUGAAGCAUUUUCGAGACUGUUUCGAGCAGCUCGACUUGCAUAACAUGAAGUUGAACCUAGCAAAGCGUCAAUUCGCGUUCAAGGAGUUCGAGCUUACACGAAUACCUCGGGAGAAAAAUGCAUCCGUCGAUGUCCUACCUGCCCUUGCUUCAAUCUCGGAUCCAGGAUUAAAGAGAGUCAUACGAGUGGAAUUAAUCGAGAAACCCAGCAUCAGCAUCGUAGACGGAGUCAACCUGAUUAACCCCCCUGAAGAACAGCAAGAGAUCAACGAAGACAACGGCAUAGCCGACAUGGACGAGGAUGCUUCCCGCGAAACAACAGAGUAUGGGAGUGACAAAGAAUGGAUGGGAGCAAUUCAGACGUACAUCACAGACGGAGAAGUACCAUCAGACAGGUGGGGAGCUCAGAAACUCAAAGCUCAAGCAGCCCGUUAUAUACUCCAAGACGGAAACGUCUUCAAGUGGCAGUUUUCGAGACCAUUAUUGACAUGCCUCGAGGGAGCCGAGGGGAGGAAGAUCAUGGAAGAAGUUCAUAGUGGCGCGUGUGGCAACCAUGCGAGCGGAAGAUCUUUAGCGAUCAAGAUAAAACAACAUGGUUACUACUGGCCAGCCAUGGUAAAAGAUUGCGAAAAGUUCUCUGUCAGGUGUGAAAAAUGCCAGAGGCACGCUCCAACCAUCCAUCAGCCUACCGAGCUGUUAUCAUCAAUCUCGGCUCCUUAUCCGUUUAUGAGUGGGUCGAGGCCGAUUCGUAUGCGAGCAUCAAAGACGCCCAAGUCGAGCAUUUCGUCUGGAAGAAUAUCAUCUGUCGACAUGGGCUCCCUUACGAGAUUAUUACAGACAACGGAUCCCAGUUCAUCUCAGCUCGGUUUGAAACUUUUUGUGAGAAAUGGAAAAAAGGGCAAGUCGACACUGAGAUACCCACAAGGAAACGGUCAAGCUGAAGCAGCUAAUAAGACGAUUCUCGAUGGGCUGAAGAAACGGCUCGAUGCUAAAAAAGAACGUUGGACAGACGAGUUAGAGAGAGUGUUAUGGUCUCACCGAACACCUCCAAGAAGAGGUACAGGAGAGACCCCCUUUGCCCUAGUUUACGGAGCAGAGUGUGUUAUUCCGCCUGAAGUAGAUUUCCCAGGAAUUCGCCAAAGACUUCUCCCCGGACAAGAGGGCUUAAAUCAUCUAAUGAUGUUAGACGAGCUGGACCUAGUGAACAAACGUCGCGAUCAAGCACUGAUAAGACUUCAAAAUUAUCAGCAGACAACGGCGAGAUAUUAUAACAAGAAUGUCCGAAGUCGACGGUUCAAAGAAAAUGACUUGGUACUGCGGAAAGUUUUUCAGAACACCGAGGAAAGGAACGCAGGAAAGCUGGGAGCCAAUUGGGAAGGACCUUAUAAAAUCACCAAGGUAGUCUGA
Messenger RNA from Eutrema salsugineum, 1461 nucleotides. RefSeq lists its product as uncharacterized. Lineage: Eukaryota; Viridiplantae; Streptophyta; Magnoliopsida; Brassicales; Brassicaceae. The record is from RefSeq and is a predicted model, not a curated record. The transcript is spliced from 3 exons. Bases 1 to 1461 code for a protein of 486 amino acids. Gene Ontology annotation, molecular function: nucleic acid binding.